GCUCAGCGAUGAUGUCAGCUCCGGUUGCCUUUGCUGAGUCGGAAGUGGGAACCUUUUGGUCGCUGUGGCUGUGAGGUGUCGUCGUUGUUGCCCUUUCAGGCUCCGGUACUUUAAUUUACAUGUGUAAGCUCAAUGACUAUAUCUAAACUGGAAUCUCCACAGAGAUUUUCAUCAGGUGAUCGGCCCUCCUUUUCCCUCCCCGCCCCCUAGACUGGAUGGAGGAGACCCUAAAGUGAAAUGACAGACCAGGAGAAUAACAACAACAUCUCAAGUAACCCCUUUGCUGCUCUUUUCGGCUCCCUGGCUGAUGCCAAGCAGUUUGCAGCAAUCCAAAAAGAGCAGCUGAAGCAGCAAUCUGAUGAGCUCCCAGGAAGCCCAGAUGACUCCGAUAAUAGUGUGUCAGAGAGCCUGGACGAAUUUGACUACUCUGUGUCUGAGAUUAGCCGCUCCUUCCGGUCACGGCAAGAAAUAUGUGAGCAACUCAACAUCAAUCACAUGAUCCAAAGGAUCUUCCUCAUUACUCUGGACAACAGUGAUCCAAACUUGAAAAGCGGGAAUGGCAUCCCCAGCCGGUGUGUGUACUUGGAAGAAAUGGCAGUAGAGCUGGAAGAUCAAGACUGGCUUGAUAUGAGCAAUGUUGAGCAGGCCAUCUUUGCCCGGUUAUUGCUUCAAGAUCCAGGAAACCACUUGAUCAGCAUGACUUCUUCUACAACGUUAAAUCUCUCUGCUGAUCGAGAUGCGGGGGAGAGGCACAUCUUUUGUUACCUUUACUCCUGCUUCCAAAGAGCCAAGGAAGAGAUUACCAAAGUUCCAGAGAACCUGCUCCCCUUUGCAGUACAGUGCAGGAACCUCACUGUGUCCAACACUCGAACAGUUCUCCUCACCCCAGAGAUCUAUGUUGACCAAAACAUCCAUGAGCAACUGGUAGAUUUGAUGUUAGAAGCCAUUCAGGGAGCCCAUUUUGAAGAUGUAACUGAGUUUUUAGAAGAGGUCAUCGAAGCCUUGCUGUCGGAUGAGGAAGUUCGAACAUUUCCUGAAGUCAUGAUUCCAGUGUUUGAUAUUUUACUAGGCCGAAUAAAAGAUCUGGAGCUCUGCCAGACCCUACUGUAUGCAUAUCUGGAUAUUCUUCUCUAUUUCACUAGGCAAAAGGAUAUGGCCAAGGUUUUUUUAGAAUACAUUCAGCCCAAGGAUCCUAGCAAUGGGCAGAUGUAUCAGAAGACCUUGCUGGGAGUAAUUCUGAAUAUCUCGUGCUUGUUAAAGACUCCGGGUGUAGUAGAAAAUCAUGGCUACUUUCUGAAUCCAUCUCGUUCCAGUCCUCAGGAGAUCAAAGUACAAGAGGCCAACAUUCAUCAGUUCAUGGCUCAGUUCCAUGAAAAGAUCUACCAGAUGCUGAAGAACUUGCUCCAGCUCUCUCCAGAAACCAAGCACUGUAUCUUGUUCUGGCUUGGAAACUGUUUGCAUGCAAAUGCAGGCCGCACCAAGAUCUGGGCCAAUCAGAUGCCCGAAAUCUUCUUCCAAAUGUAUGCCUCAGAUGCCUUCUUUCUGAAUCUGGGUGCUGCUCUCCUGAAGCUGUGCCAGCCAUUCUGCAAACCCAGAUCCUCUCGGCUCCUCACUUUUAAUCCCUCAUACUGUGUCCUGAAAGAGUUGAAUGAUGAAGAACGAAAAAUUAAAAAUGUCCACAUGAGAGGUUUGGACAAAGAGACCUGUCUGAUCCCCGCUGUGCAGGAGCCAGUCUUCCCCCAGAGCUACAACCUUGUGACGGAGAACCUGGCCCUGACAGAGUACACCCUCUUCUUGGGCUUUCACAGGUUGCAUGAUCAGAUGGUAAAAAUCAACCAAAAUCUGCAUCGGCUGCAGGUUGCCUGGCGGGAUGCUCAGCAGAGUUCUAGCCCUGCUGCUGACAGUCUCCGUGAGCAGUUUGAACGCCUGAUGACCAUCUAUCUUUCUACCAAGACUGCUAUGACUGAGCCCCAGAUGCUGCAAAACUGCCUGAAUUUGCAGGUGUCCAUGGCUGUUCUGCUGGUUCAACUGGCCAUAGGCAAUGAGGGCUCACAGCCAAUAGAGCUCAGUUUUCCUUUGCCAGAUGGCUACAGCUCUUUGGCUUAUGUGCCAGAAUUUUUUGCAGAUAACCUGGGUGAUUUCCUCAUUUUUCUCCGGCGCUUUGCUGAGGACAUCUUGGAGACAUCAGCAGAUUCCCUGGAGCAUGUCCUUCACUUUAUCACCAUUUUCACUGGAAGCAUAGAAAGAAUGAAGAAUCCCCACCUAAGGGCCAAACUAGCGGAGGUGCUGGAAGCAGUGAUGCCUCACCUGGAUCAGACCCCAAAUCCCUUGGUGUCCAGUGUGUUUCACCGGAAACGUGUGUUCUGCAACUUUACAUAUGCUCCCCAACUUUCAGAAGCCCUAAUCAAGGUUUUCGUGGACAUUGAAUUUACAGGGGACCCCCAUCAAUUUGAACAGAAGUUUAAUUACCGCCGCCCUAUGUAUCCCAUCCUAAGAUACAUGUGGGGGACAGAUAGCUACCGGGAGAGCAUUAAGGAUUUGGCUGACUAUGCCUCUAAGAAUUUAGAAGCUAUGAAUCCCCCACUGUUCCUCCGAUUUCUUAACCUGUUGAUGAAUGAUGCUAUCUUCCUUUUGGAUGAAGCCAUACAGUAUUUGAGCAAGAUAAAGAUUCAGCAGAUCGAGAAAGACCGAGGAGAAUGGGAAAGUCUGACGCCAGAAGCCCGCCGAGAGAAAGAGGCUGGCCUGCAGAUGUUUGGACAGCUGGCACGUUUCCAUAACAUCAUGUCCAACGAAACAAUCGGUACCCUUUCCUUCCUGACAUCAGAGAUCAAGUCACUGUUCGUGCACCCCUUCCUGGCGGAGCGCAUCAUCUCCAUGCUGAACUACUUCCUACAGCACCUGGUUGGCCCCAAGAUGGGCGCUCUCAAAGUCAAGGACUUCAGCGAAUUUGACUUCAAACCUCAGCAGCUUGUAUCAGACAUCUGCACUAUCUACUUAAAUCUUGGGGAUGAGGAGAAUUUCUGUGCCACUGUGCCCAAGGAUGGCCGUUCCUAUUCCCCUACUCUCUUUGCACAGACAGUCCGAGUCCUGAAGAAAAUCAAUAAGCCUGGGAAUAUGAUCGUGGCUUUCAGUAACUUGGCAGAGAGAAUCAAGUCUCUUGCAGACCUCCAGCAACAGGAAGAGGAGACAUAUGCAGAUGCCUGUGACGAGUUCCUGGAUCCCAUCAUGAGUACACUGAUGUCUGACCCUGUGGUGCUUCCAUCUUCCAGAGUCACUGUGGACAGGUCCACCAUUGCCAGGCAUUUACUCAGUGACCAAACAGAUCCUUUUAACCGUAGUCCCCUUACCAUGGACCAGAUCCGGCCAAACACAGAACUCAAAGAGAAAAUCCAGCGGUGGCUGGCAGAGAGGAAGCAACAGAAGGAGAGGCUUGAAUAGAGACUGUGAACUGAACAACCCAGACCAGCCCAGGAUGUAAACAGUUUUUUGUGGGUUCUCUUUCUGGCUCUGGUCCUUCCUUUCUUCCUUCUUUCCUUCCUCCUUCCUUCCUUCCUCCCUCCCUCCCUCUCUCCCUUCCUUUCUUCCUCUCUUUGUUUUUGUGUUUUGGUUUAUUUCAUUCAUUGUUGUUGUUUUACUAAAUUAGAAAAUUGUUCUUGUGCAAAUUAUGAUAAUUAAGAUUCUUAAGACCAUGUUGUCUCCCGGGCUUUCAUUAAAUUCUCUUUCUCACAGCAUCUUCAUAAAUCUUCACUAAUUUUCAGCCUUGGUUUUCCUAUUCCUCUUGUUUCCUUUUCUUCCCUAAAUUAUAUUAAGUCCAACUACAAAAGUGUCCUGCCACUUUAUUCUUUCCCUUCCCAAGUACCGUUCAGACAUGUUUUCGUGAACACUACUUUUAAGUCUGUGAUGUCAGCUACUUCAGUGACAACCGGUAGUAUCCAGAAACCCUGUUCCCUGUGUAUCUUCUAGCCGGCGAGGGCUGGACUUAAGCCCUGUCCUUAGUAUAGCUCUGUAAUGUUACAGAGCAACUUUUCAGAUAAAUGCAAAUACCUUCGUGUGUGUGUAGACUUUUAGCUGAUGGAUAAGAUUGGGGGGAACCUUAUACAACUUCUGUCGGUUAUCUCUUAAUUUUGUAUUAUCUUGUAACUUAAAGAUACUAUCACAGACACUCCCACGAGGUUGUCACCACCAGCAGCUUAGCUGCACAGUCUUUUCAAGGGUGACAGUAAUGGGUGAAACUUCCAGCAAGAGAAUAAGUAAGAGGCUGUUGGUGCCCUUUUCUAUUUUGUGCCCCAAGGACUAGGCCUGGGUAAAAGAGGCAAUAAAUAAAUAGUGUAUCUAUGGAGAUGUUAUUUUAGGACACCAAUGCAGUGUAUCUCAGUGUGUGUGUUAUACACACAGAUACUGUGUCCUCUUUUUAUUGGUCUCAUAUGAAUUGAGUACCACAUUAUAUUGUGUCCUCCAUGGUAAAUGUAUGUGGUAUGUGGCAAUGUCUUCUCGCAUAUUCAUUCUUGUUGGGUAAAAUGGUAAGACUAUAAAAUGUAUGUAGCUAAUGUUUGGGCUGUGACAUGGCUCCUGAGAGCCGCUUCUAAUCUAGCCUUAGUUUAUCAAUUCACAAAGUAGAGACUGGAGCAAAAUCUGGCCCACAAACCAUUUUAAAUAUCCACCUAGCUCUGGGCACAUCAGUAUCAAUCUCAGCCCAGAGGUGUAAAAGACAAGAAAAUGGAAUUGUGGCUUCCUUUAAAGAACAUUACUGUUAGCCACAGCCUUUCAUAGACAGAAGCAAUGUUUCAGUAUUCCAACACAAGUUGCUAUAAGUAGUCCUUUGUGUAUUUUCUGAUGGUGUCAACUAGAAAACCUCUGAUCAGAGAGGACCUCUCACUCUGGCUGUUAAACAAAUGUCAGCUGUUGCUGUGCUUGUCUGUGAACAGGGAAGCCCAGGACACACUCACAAAUGCCAGAUUGUUAAGACAGACACCAUGUGCCCAGCUGACAGGAUUGCUUUUCUUUAAAUGAACUUGAUUUCCUGUGUGUAUUAAUUCUCCUCUUUCCCUCUCUGGGAAUGAACUGCAUUUGAACUAAGCUUCUACCAACUGCAUCUAUUUUUCCCAAAGCUAGUGUGGUAGGGUGUUUUUAUUUGAAAAGGAGGAAAGACCAGAGUUUUGCAGGUGAAAACUGGAGGAAAAUGGGUACAGAACCUCAGAAGACAACUGUUCCCAGCAGCUUUCUAGCUAAUGGCUGCCUCUCCUGUCUACCUGUACUCUACUUCUGAACGGAACCUGCAGCUUGUAAGCCUUUUUUGGCGAGUUUGUUCUGUUCUGUUUGAAGCUCUCCUGGUACUGUCUCUGGACGGCUGCUCACCACGGAUGCUGCCCAGCCCUUCCACCACCAAAGCAAGUGUGUAGCUUCAGGCCACUGUUGGGGAGGAGACCAAAUGUGCUCUGUGCCUUCUUUCUUUCUGCGAACUAAUUCAAAGACAUCCAGAAAAAGGAACUCUGGAGACUGCUGUCUUCUACAACAAGAAGCAUGUGUGCAUUAGCAGAGGUAAGGGGUUUGUCUGGAACUCAGCAGCAGCUGUCAAUCUGUUAAGAUCUCCUGACAGACCUAGUUUUCUGUGAAGACUUUGCUGGAGUACGAAAGGAAAGUGAAGACUUCAGUCAGCUCUGGCAUUGCUCAUAGCUCACCCAAAGGCUAAUGCUAAACUUGGGUUCAAGCAGUUGUUUGUUUGUGUGUUUAACAUGGCUUUCCGUGGGUAUGUGAAAAUUGAAGGAAACUUGAGAAGUAGUCUAAUGGUGUAGGUGAAGAUGCCAUUUGCUGUUCAGUACCACACUCUACACAAGUUUCAUUACAUUUUUUUGAUUCCGAUUGCUGAGCAGCGAUUGGGCAAAGCCUAAGACUACUGGGUACCUUUACAAGCCAGGCUGAUGCUGUACCAUUGUCAUGUGAGGAAACAGUGCACGUGUCCUAACUGCUAAACUGGAAAAGAACCUAGAGACAGAAAAUGAAGAACAAAACAACAGAAUGGUUGGCUGAAAUCAAACUCGAUCAAUAUAACUAUGUUUAACAUUCCAGGAAGGUUACUUCUUGUCAAACUUGCCUGGGGAUGUUGUUUGUUCAAAACUUGUAAUUAAUAAAUGAGCACCUGACUUACCA
Messenger RNA from Peromyscus leucopus (white-footed mouse), 6147 nucleotides. It is a transcript of the gene Ube4a, whose product is annotated as ubiquitination factor E4A. The transcript is spliced from 21 exons. Gene Ontology annotation, molecular function: ubiquitin-ubiquitin ligase activity. The record is from RefSeq and is a predicted model, not a curated record. Gene Ontology annotation, biological process: protein polyubiquitination. Gene Ontology annotation, cellular component: cytoplasm; ubiquitin ligase complex; nucleus. Bases 238 to 3438 code for a protein of 1066 amino acids. Lineage: Eukaryota; Metazoa; Chordata; Mammalia; Rodentia; Cricetidae.